This is a messenger RNA of Aureococcus anophagefferens, 837 nucleotides long. RefSeq lists its product as hypothetical. Gene Ontology annotation, biological process: biosynthetic process. Gene Ontology annotation, molecular function: catalytic activity. The record is from RefSeq and is a predicted model, not a curated record. The transcript has 2 exons. The coding region runs from base 1 to 837 and encodes 278 amino acids. Lineage: Eukaryota; Pelagophyceae; Pelagomonadales; Pelagomonadaceae.
AUGGCCGACGAGGAAGACAAGAAGCCGUCCAAGGAGGCCGGCGGCGAGAACUCGCUCAACAUCCGCAUCCGGGACCAGACCGGCGAGGAGACCUUCUUCAAGGUCAAGAAGACGACGAAGCUCGACAAGGUCUUCAACGCGUACUCGCAGCGCAAGGGCGUCAACGCGACGGCCGACACGGCCUUCGAGCUCGUCGUGCUCGGCGUCCUGUGCGUGCUCCUGCUCCUGCUGAUCUUCGUGCUCUACCGCAUCGACGCCGCCGUCGUCUGGAACGCCGCCGACAUGCUCAAGGCGCCCGCGGCCGGCGGGCCGCCCGUGCUCUACGCCGGGUCCUGGAACCCGCCGCACUGCGGCCACGUCGCGCUGCUGCGCUGCAUGGCCGCGCAGCACGCGAAAAUCUACGCCUGCGUCGGCCACAACGCGGCGAAGCGCUACGCGGUGCCGGCGGCGCGGCGCGCGGAGCUCGUCCGCGCGGCCGUCGACGCGGACGACGCGCUCCGCGGCCGCGUCGAGGUCGUCGUCGAGGCCGGCUACGUCUGGCGCGCCGCGGCGAGGCGCGGCUGCCGCGUCCUCUACCGCGGCGUCCGCAGCUGGCGCGACGACGGCCCCGCGGAGCACGUCCUCCACGCGCUCAACGUGCUCGGGCCGCUCUUCCUCGGGCCGCUGCGCGCGCCCCCGGAGACGCGCUACAUCGUCGCCGACGAGAAGCUCCACAAGGUCUCCUCGACGGCCGUCCGCGACGCCGUCGCCGCGGGCGCGAGCCUCGACGGCCUCGUCCCCGCGGCCAUCGCCACGGACGUCCGGACCCUCUACUCGCCCAAGGUCAAGGGCGGCUAG